Mesocricetus auratus (golden hamster) is the source of this 4516-nucleotide messenger RNA. RefSeq names its product TIMP metallopeptidase inhibitor 3 (gene Timp3). The coding region runs from base 328 to 963 and encodes 211 amino acids. Gene Ontology annotation, biological process: negative regulation of endopeptidase activity; negative regulation of membrane protein ectodomain proteolysis. The record is from RefSeq and is a predicted model, not a curated record. NCBI's taxonomy places the organism in Eukaryota, Metazoa, Chordata, Mammalia, Rodentia, Cricetidae. The transcript has 5 exons. Gene Ontology annotation, cellular component: extracellular matrix. Gene Ontology annotation, molecular function: metalloendopeptidase inhibitor activity; protease binding.
GCCCUGGACUCUGCACACAGUGGGCAGCGGGCAGCCGCCAGCGCCGGGAAGCUUCUUCUCCCGCCUCUCCGCUCUGAUUCCCGAUCCUUCUCCCAGAGGCCACUCGCUGUCUCCGCGGACUCCUGCUCCAGUCACCCAAGGCCACUUUGCCGCCUCCCAACCCGUCCCGCCGGGCUACUUGGAGGGGAGGGCACUUUCCGGAGCUCAAAGUUGCCCAGCGUGCACGGUCAGACCUGGCGAGUGAGCUCGGACUGAAGUAGCCGCGCCAGCACUAGGCAACUUUGAAGAAAAGAGCAGCAGUCCCCGCAGAGGACCGCAGCAGCUACGAUGACUCCCUGGCUUGGGCUUGCCGUGCUCCUGGGUUGCUGGAGCCUUGGGCACUGGGGCGCGGAGGCAUGCACAUGCUCGCCCAGUCAUCCCCAGGAUGCCUUCUGCAACUCCGAUAUCGUGAUCCGAGCCAAAGUGGUGGGAAAGAAGCUGGUGAAGGAGGGGCCUUUUGGCACGCUGGUCUACACCAUUAAGCAGAUGAAGAUGUACCGAGGCUUCAGUAAGAUGCCCCACGUGCAGUAUAUCCACACGGAAGCCUCUGAGAGUCUCUGUGGCCUUAAGCUAGAGGUCAACAAAUACCAGUACUUGCUGACAGGCCGUGUCUACGAAGGCAAGAUGUACACAGGAUUAUGCAACUUUGUGGAGAGGUGGGACCAGCUCACCCUGUCCCAGCGCAAGGGGCUCAACUACCGUUACCACCUGGGUUGCAAUUGCAAGAUCAAGUCCUGCUACUACUUGCCUUGCUUUGUGACCUCCAAGAACGAGUGUCUCUGGACCGACAUGCUCUCCAAUUUUGGCUACCCUGGCUAUCAGUCCAAACACUAUGCCUGCAUCCGGCAGAAGGGUGGCUACUGCAGCUGGUACCGAGGAUGGGCCCCUCCAGACAAGAGCAUCAGCAACGCCACAGACCCCUGAACUCAGACCCACCCCACCUCAUCUCCUUCCCAUCCCACUGAGCCUCCCGGACACUAACUCUUCCCAGAUGAUGACAAUGAAAUUAGUGCCUGUUUUCUUGCAAAUUUAGCACUGGGGACACUUAAAAGUCUCUGCUGUUUAUGGAGUUGAUUUGAAAAUACCUUCCUGGCCCUGCCCCUAUCCCUUCUUUUUUGGUUUUGACAUCACCCCUUUGUAACUGGGAAUCCCUGAUGCCAAGUCAGAGAGAAUGAGGCAUGUAUACACCUCUUCUUCAUGAUAUAUAAUCUAUAUUUUUUUAGGAAAACAAAAAUUGAAAAAUCUAUCCCAUUUGGGCAUUUCAUAGCUACUCCUCUUUCUUCCUCUCUUCACCACAUCCUAGACCUACUUCCAGUUACUCAUCUUCAUCCUGGUCCACAAAGAACAUAGAGAAGGAGGUUGGUAGAAGUCCAACUUUUUCCAAAUCAGUCAAGAGCAGACAGAUGCCAGAUAUUCAGAAGACCUUAUGCACAGAGGAUAGACAACUGUGUAUCUGGGUCAGAUGGUCUGUCUGUGUCUGCAUGUCAGAGUGAGGGAGGGAAAGGGUAAACUGCAGGGGUAGGUCUGAGGUGACACACAAUUCCCCAGCUCAGUGAUACUUGGGUUGACUAGAUGUUUCAGAUUCUGCAGCAAGCACCCAUGUCAGAGUAACAGAACUUGCUGCAUUGGUGAAGACGUAAACAUCUGCCUGAGUUCAGCAGACAACCUGUCUGCUUGUACAAAAACUCAGGCAAAGGGUUGCAAUGAACAUCUUUCCCUCUUGCCUCCCAUGAGACAUUCUCCUGGGGAUUCUUGGGGAAGUUUGGUUUGAAGCUUGCCGAUAUGUAAGCUGGAGAAAUACACACCAGACACUAGCCACAGAUAUAGUCAAGUAGAUUUGGGUAGAGAAUACUAUCUCCAAAGUAGUGUUUAGCUCAUCUAGGGGAAUGUGUUUAUAUAUACAUUUUCAUACACCCACAGGGGGAUUAUGAGCUAAUUUUUAUAGGACACAGAAUUCUAUUCAAUGCUGUUAAAUAUGCAAAUGGUUUAAUCUCUUUCCUUUUGUUGUUUGACGGGAAAUUGUGACAUUCCAAGUUGACAUUUUUUUCAUUUGAAUUAAACAUUUGAAACUCCGAAAGCCCUCAGCACCCUCUUGUCCCUAUAACUGGGAUCAUCUGACCUCUCACCUCCUUUCUUCCUUCUGCCUUGUGUCCCCGUGGCCUUUACUUCAUUGCCUUACUGGCCAGCUGGUGGCAGGUGAGUGUGAGUGUAGGUUAGGGGCCUUCACACGAGAGGGACAGUUGCACAGCAUCCUGCUCUGUGGAGUGCCUCCUCUCCUGCAUCUGGGGCAGAUCUUCCCCAGCUCAGCAGUGGGUGAACACUACCUCCUUAGGUGGUCACCUCACAGAAUAAACAUGGUUGGUCGCCGAGAGAGCCAGGCUCUGCUGUCAACAUGUAGACUUUUUGUUGUGUUGUAUUUUUGUUUUUAAAAUAAAACUAUAAUAUAAAUUUUCCUAUUAAAUAAGAUUAUUUUAAGUUUUAGUGUCAAAAAUGCAUUGCCAAUAGUAGGUGAUAAUGUGUAUUUUACAGACUUUGAGGUGGUAAGGUGGUGACAUUUAACAUAAUUACUCUCUGUCUCUUUAGAUUAUGGGUAUAUAUCCUCUAUUAGUAUCAUAUCUUCAGUUCAUUCCACUUUAGGAAACAUAGUUAGCAAUUAUAAGUAGAAAGAGAGAGAGAAAAGUCAACAUGUUCCUCUAGUGUCUGCCCCCAAUGCCACCCCACAUACACCAUGCUUUGGCCUGGUGUUUGAUGGAACAGCAGAGCAGGAAUGCAGUUCGGGCAAUGGGUGUCAAGUUUCCUCUUGGUUGAUUUCAUUCCCCCAUGCUCACAGGGGACAGAGGGCACUGCCCUUUCCACACGUGGAGAAGGAGCUAAGGUCAGAGAGCCAGUGGUUCUUGGGUGUCUUACUGUUGGGGUUCUUUAUUCAGAGUCUCCUAACACGGAUCUCUGGAUCUACCCUGCUCAAGUGCCAUCCCAUAUGUCACCCCAGUGUCUCUUCUAAGUGGUCUUUAGCCAUUCUCAAUGUAUAAUCACCUCACUCCUAGAGGGAGAGACAAGGUGAGGCCUGAGGGUGAGGUACCUGAAGUUAACCUGAAAAUAAAAUCAGCUGGCAGAACCAUGGUCCCGUGUUAUUAAGGCCCUGGCGAGAAGUCCUGGGCAAGGAGGGGGUCUUCUGGAAAAAUCAUGUCACCAGAGGGCAGUUUCUGAGCUUUCUAUAAGCUAUAGCUUUGUUUAUUUCACCUGUUCACUUAUUGUAUAAUUUAAAAUCAUUUAUGUAGCUGAGACACUUUGAUAUUUCAAUCAUAUCAAGAAUGUUUUAUUUUGCUAAAUCAUGUGCCAUGUGUAGGCUGUCCUGUGUACACUGUGUCUAAGAGAAGAAAGAAAGAGAGAAACCCACAUGUCAUUUUCCUGAUUCAAAUUCUAGAGCAGAAUGGAGGGUAAAGCACUGGGUACUCAAGCACUCAGCUAUACUGGAGUUCAAGGAAAUAAAGGCACUAGAAACAGCCUCCCCGACCUCCUCCCCAUGGAAUAAAGGCACUAGAAACAGCCUCCCCGACCUCCUCCCCACGGAAUCCCAAAGGUGGGGAGGAGAAGAAGAAAAAAAAAAACCAAAACAAAAACAAAGUACACUCUUGUCCUGUAUUUCCUAUCCCUGGGCCAUCUUCCACCCACUUCCCAAGAUCUUUCUCCUACUCAACCAGGAAGCUAUGGCUUCUGCAAAGUCUGGGGCCAUGGCAACUGUGACUCCAAGCUCUCUUUGUCUCAUCCAGGCAUCUUUUCUGCCUCCCAGCCAAGGAAUUCCUAUGCACAGGCUCUUGCUCCCCAGACUCACAUCUGCUACAGCCCUGGCAAGGAGCUAAGGGAAACCCUAGUGCCUACCUUCUUCAGUCCUAGCCCUGCCACACAAACACUGUUUCGUGCUGUACUUCUUAAACAAUGAAGGCUAAGCGAUGACUUUUGGGGAUAGAUCGGUCUGGAAGAUAGUGUGGGUGCACUUGCCUCAUGCCAAGGUGGCAUACAGCUGGCAUCCCAGCUACUGAAAGUUAAAAGCAUCACUCUAGUAUCUGUAUUGGAGAGAAACGAUAUAUACAUAAUUACAGAAGCACAGUGAAACGGAGAAGGCAGGAGAGACCAUCUCCACAGGUCCAAGUUGGCUGUCUGGAUUUAGGAGGAGAGGACCUAAGAAAACGACCAUGCUCUGAGGACAGGGUACCUUAGAUUCUCUAUGACUACUUUUCCUCUAGCCAGUUGUCUGUGCUGAAGCCCAGUAAUGAUGAAGAGACACCAACCAGAGAAAACCCUGUCUAGAAGGAAUGUAUUUGUUGCUAAAUUUUGUAGCACUGUUUACAGUUUUCCUCCAUGUUAUUUAUGAAUUUUAUAUUCCGUGAAUGUAUAUUGUCUUGUAAUGUUGCAUAAUGUUCACUUUUUAUAGUGUGUCCUUUAUUCUAAACAGUAAAGUGGUUUUAUUUCUAUCACA